This is a messenger RNA of Chenopodium quinoa (quinoa), 2191 nucleotides long. Its product is annotated as DEAD-box ATP-dependent RNA helicase 1-like. Bases 228 to 1769 code for a protein of 513 amino acids. Gene Ontology annotation, molecular function: ATP binding; nucleic acid binding. The transcript is spliced from 10 exons. The record is from RefSeq and is a predicted model, not a curated record. NCBI's taxonomy places the organism in Eukaryota, Viridiplantae, Streptophyta, Magnoliopsida, Caryophyllales, Amaranthaceae. Gene Ontology annotation, cellular component: nucleus.
GUCCAGGACCAGACUUGAAGCUACCAGUCCGGUUCAAGACCGCACUGCUUUCUGUCGUCCUCACAAUAAAAAAACGCUGGUCUACUCUUUAUGUUAAACACUUAUACUUUCCCCUUGGAGCCAAUUCACGUUUACGCUGAGCCGCUGCAUUCAUCCCUCUCUCUCCUCCAUUGAAGCGCCUCUCUCUUCCUUUGAAGCAGCUUCAGAGUGAAGGCCUGUUACAAACAAUGGCAGAAACAACCCAAGUUCAAAAGAGCACACCAGUGCUUCCAUGGAUGAAAAACCCAGUUGACAUUGUUGAUUUUAAGGAAACCCCUUUAACUAUGCUCCCUUUUCUCGACCCUAGAUUGGAUAAGGCUUUGAAGAAUGUCCAUAUCUCUUCACUAUUUCCUGUACAAGUUGCUGUUUGGCAAGAGACUAUAGGUCCUGGUGCUUUUGAGCGUGACCUAUGUGUAAACUCACCCACUGGAAGUGGAAAAACUUUGUCUUAUGCUCUGCCAAUAGUGCAGAAGCUAGCUACACACUCUGUGAAAUGUUUGCGUGCAUUGGUGGUGUUGCCCACUCGUGAUUUAGCUGUGCAGGUCAAAAAAGUCUUUGAUGAUAUUGCUGCAGCAGUUGGCUUGUCUGUUGGUUUGGCUGUUGGGCAGUCCUCACUUGCUGAUGAAAUUUCAGCACUAGUUAAAGCACCAAGACUUGAGGCUGGCUUCUGUUAUGACCCUGAAGAUCAUGCAAACAAAUCACGAAGUGCUGUAGACAUACUGGUAGCAACUCCUGGAAGGCUUAUGGACCAUAUCAAUACUACUAAAGGCUUCACACUUGAGCAUCUACGUUAUCUUGUAGUUGAUGAAACUGACCGAUUAUUAGGGGAGGCCUAUCAGUCAUGGUUGCCCGCUGUGCUCAAGUUGUCCAGUCCAAAUGACGAAGUGUUUGCACCUUGUGUUGAAGCCUUUUCUGCUUCAAUAUGUGGUUCUUUCAAAACCAUUCGGAGAUUUGGAGUUGAGAGGGGUUUUAAGGAUAAAGCUAAUCCCAGGCUUGUGAAGAUGCUUUUCUCUGCUACACUGACCCGAAAUCCUAGCAAACUUGAUCUGCUGGAUCUUCAUCACCCUUUAUUCUUAACAACUGGUCUAUCACGUUAUGCGUUUCCUGAAAAGCUUGAGUUUUUCAAAGUGAUUUGUGAAUCAAAUGAUAAAGCCCUGUAUCUAGUGGCCCUUCUUCAAAAGUUAAGAGGCGAGAAAUGCAUUGUUUUUACAUCAUCCAAAAAUAUGACCCAUAGGCUAUGCAGCUUGCUGAAAUGUUUUGGAAAUCUUGAAAUGAGAAUCAAGGGAUACUCAAGUUGUCAACACCAGGCUGUGAGAAGCAAAACACUAGAUGCAUUUCGGAAAGGAGAAGUGGAGGUGCUCGUUUCUUCUGAUAACCUGUCCCGAGGAACAGAUGUUGAAGCAGUAGCAAAUGUCAUUAUCUAUGAUGUGCCACGUUACAUCAAAGCAUAUCUUCAUCGUGCUGGAAGGACAGCUAGAGCAUUCCAAAUAGGGCGCUGCUUUACAUUGCUUCUAAAAGAUGAAAUGAAGAAGUUCAAGGCACUGCAACAGAAAGCAGAGAUCAGCUCUACAGUUUUCCCUCUUUCUUCGGAGUCAAUUCAGUCCCUUCAGCCUGCUUACACAUCUGCUUUUGAUAAGUUGAAAGAGAAUGUAGAAUCAGAAGCAUUUCGUAAACGCAAGGUUAACUUCAAGUCUACAAAGCCAAGCAGAGCUAAGACAGCGAAAGUAUAGUAGGCAUAUAAAUAUUAUCUAUUCUCCAACAAGAGCGCAUCACACCUGUGGUGACGGGUGGAAUUGACAGCACCGGGAGUGUAUACUUGCUGAAAAUGCGCCUGACUGAUCGUCACUGACUUUUGAAACAGGAGUAGAGAAUGAUAGUGAUGUGGGUGAUUGGGUGAAGCCUGAAGAGGAAUUAGCAAGUGGUUUAAUACUUGUGGUAUUAUGGGCUAUGUGUACUCGAAGAGCUGGGUUUCAAAUUUUGAAUCGGUUUUAGGAUAGCAGUUAAAUUUGAUGUACAUCGAAUCGGAUUCAAGAUACUAAAUCUUCUCAAAUUUUGUUUAGCAGUCCAAAUUUUGUAUGCCUUGGAUCUCAUUAAUGAAUAUGGUUGCAUACUAGUCCAAAUGUAUUGGAGUUCCUUUGGAUGUUCACUCAAA